Molecule: messenger RNA, 1517 nt
Organism: Malania oleifera
Lineage: Eukaryota; Viridiplantae; Streptophyta; Magnoliopsida; Santalales; Ximeniaceae
Exons: 6
Coding region: 1-1254 (417 amino acids)
Biological process (GO): thylakoid membrane organization
Cellular component (GO): chloroplast thylakoid membrane
Source: RefSeq, a predicted model, not a curated record
AUGAAAAUUGUAGGAUAUAAGAAGUUCGAAUAUAUUAUGGGUAAAAUUGAUCCACCGAAGGAAAAUGACGCUACCUAUGCAAAGUGGUAUGCAGAGAAUCAAAAGGUCAAAAGCGUUGCUGACCUCAAUGUUGCUGGAGAUAAUGAAGCAUUAUCGGCGACUGCAUACUGCAAGUCAUCUCUAGGGAAAGGGAUUAUGUUUAAAAAAGGGAAUAAUAUAGAGUUCAAAGGAUACACUGAUGCAGAUUGGGCGGUCUGCAGUAGGAUAUUUCACGUUUGUAGGAGGAAAUCUGGUCACUUGGCGAAGAUGGACCCUAGAGGUAGUAGCGCCCAUGCUUGUGGUUAUGAGGGUAUUGGGCCCUCUGGCGCUGCGGGUGGUGAUUCAGAUGCAGUACUAUGCAGCGUGGCACAACAAAUCAUGGCUAAAAUUGCCAGGAACUCCAGGAAGCUGGGUGGCCCAUCUGCAGGCCAUAGUAGUUCGAUUGAGAAAGAAACAAGCGGUAGAACGGUGGAUGGUGGGAUUGGACUCCGGAGCUUAGUCCUGCCAUUCUGCAAAUCCUGCUCUCAAUUCAUUUUGCGAGAAGUGUUAUUGAGAGGCAGAGAGAUGAGUAUGUUUUCUGCUUGCCGACCCUCUUCCACUUCUCUUCAAUUCAAAACCCAGAAAAGCAGCGGUUGGUCAUACCCGGUGUGCCCAGGUGUAAACCCUACCGGUCAAGACCAUACUCGGUGCGGCCCAGAUCACAAACCCAGAGUUCUCAAAUUUGCUAAAGGAGGGUUCCCAAGAAUUCAGGUGUUCUGCAAUAGCAGCUCCUCACCGGGCGGAGGCCCUCCGCUUGGUGAAAAUGAGAGUAGGAGCAUUCUGGAUGCAUUUUUCUUGGGUAGGGCUCUCGCAGAAGCACUUAAUGAGCGUAUAGAAUCUACAGUUGGGGAGUUUCUAAGUGCAAUUGGUAGGUUGCAAGCUGAACAACAAAAGCAAGUACAUGAUUUCCAGGAGGAAGUGUUGGACAGGGCAAAAAGAGCAAAGGAGAGAGCAGCACGUGAAGCCCUUGGAGCACAAGGACUGGUUCCCAAGUCUUCAACUACAGUGAUUGCAUCAAGAACCCCCAAAUCCAAUGGUGCUCCCUUGGCUACUUCACCAUCGGCUACGAAUGCUUCAACCCCAACAAAGGGGACUUCUUCAUCAUCUGACCCAAGUGCUCCCAAUUUCGACCCAAAUGCCACCGACCCUUAUUUAGAUGUUUCGAAUGGUGACUGACUAUCCACCCCUUUUUCCCAAUUGUGACAAUCCUUAUUUAGGUGUUGCAAAAAUAGUGGGUGAAGCCCAAAAUUAGGUCACAAGCAACAUCUAUGAAGCCAGGCGGCUUCUACAAUCCUCCUGUAAAAGAUAACUGAGCUCCAUUGAGGAAGUUCGUUAUACUUACAUCUUGUCCUCCUCCUAAUGCAAUGUGUUGUAUUUGCAAACAGGAUACCAUUUCUAAUAGACAAGUUAAUCAUGAGCCCUGCCAUGCUUUCGGUUUU